Fundulus heteroclitus (mummichog) is the source of this 1434-nucleotide messenger RNA. RefSeq names its product indoleamine 2,3-dioxygenase 2-like. Gene Ontology annotation, molecular function: indoleamine 2,3-dioxygenase activity; metal ion binding; L-tryptophan 2,3-dioxygenase activity. The coding region runs from base 87 to 1364 and encodes 425 amino acids. The transcript is spliced from 10 exons. Gene Ontology annotation, biological process: 'de novo' NAD+ biosynthetic process from L-tryptophan. NCBI's taxonomy places the organism in Eukaryota, Metazoa, Chordata, Actinopteri, Cyprinodontiformes, Fundulidae. The record is from RefSeq and is a predicted model, not a curated record. Gene Ontology annotation, cellular component: cytoplasm.
AGCAUGUGCCAGAGUCCAGUCCAGUCAGGUUGGAGUCUCCCGCCCCAUUGAGACAGUCAGAGGCUCAUUCCUGUCUUAUCUUCACUAUGGCUUCGGCUGAGACAGAGCGCAGAGCUCCCUUCUCGCUGGACUCCUACUAUGUUUCAGAGAAACUGGGCUUUGUGCUUCCAGACCCUCUGCAAAAUCUUCCACCGUAUUACCAGCCAUGGAUGGAUAUUGGCCUGUGUGUGCCAGAGCUCGUUCACAGUCAUGACCUGCGCUCCCGUAUUAACGAGAUGCCUCUGCUGAGCACAGAGUUUCUCCAGAACCACAGAGAGCUUCGGCUUGCCCACCUGGUCCUUAGCAUGAUCACCAUGGGCUAUGUGUGGCAGGAAGGUGAAAACAACACUGUUGAGAUGCUCCCAAGAAGCCUCGCUGUUCCUUACUGGGAGGUGUCACGGCGCCUAGGGCUUCCCCCAAUUCUCACCCAUGCAGAUGCAGUAUUGGCUAACUGGAGGAAGAAAGAUCCAGAGGGACCUUUUGACAUGAAAAACCUGGAGUUGCUGGUCAGACUCCCUGGUGGUGACAGUGUCAAAGGGUUCUUCCUGGUCACUCUGCUGGUGGAGCUUGCUGCAGUGCCUGCAAUAAGGAGCAUUCCCGCAGUCAUCAAUGGUGUCAGAUGUGGUGACACAGAGGUCGUGGCUAAAGCACUGGAUAACAUCAGCCAGUCUAUACAGGACAUGAAUGAUGCACUUAAACUAAUGCACGUGUAUGUGGACCCUUCAGUCUUCUACGGCAUUAUGAGGAUCUACCUGUCAGGGUGGAAGGACAACCCUUGCAUGCCAAAUGGGCUUGUUUACGAAGGUGUCCAGACAGAACCGAUACACUGUUCUGGAGGAAGUGCUGCACAAAGUAGUCUGCUGCACUGCUUUGACGAACUACUUGGAGUCAAACAUGAAGAAGACAGUCGAGCCUUUCUAACUCGCAUGAGGAACUACAUGCCGCCUGCCCACAGGAAACUGAUCCAGGACAUCUCUCUGCAGCCAUCCCUGAGGGGUUUUGUCCAGCGGCAGGCCAACGAGGACCUGAACAGGGCCUUUGAUGUCUGCGUGUCAAAACUGCUGGCCUUGCGCAGCUACCACAUCAAUGUCGUCAGCCGCUUCAUCACCGUACCUGCUGCUCGAGCCCAACAGCUGCGCAGGAACAGCCAAAAUUCAGAGGAGGAAAUGGUCAGCAGAGGCCCCACAUCACUGGAGGAGAGGGGCACUGGGGGCUCAGGCAUCAUGACCUUCCUCAAAACUGUGAGAGACAAGACAAAAGAUGUCCUCCUGGCCGAGACAAGCAAAAAAACUGUUGAUGAGAACGGUCAUCAAAUGAAUCAAUGAGUAAAAUCUGCACCAGUUAGUGUGAAAAGACAAUUUUAUAUCUUAAUAAAAUUGCUAAAAUGAAAAAGAG